This is a messenger RNA of Python bivittatus (Burmese python), 1677 nucleotides long. Lineage: Eukaryota; Metazoa; Chordata; Lepidosauria; Squamata; Pythonidae. The record is from RefSeq and is a predicted model, not a curated record.
GAAAGCCGCCUUUGAAACCCAGAGAGAAAGCGAAGGAGAAAGUCACCCAGGUCCGCUUGUGGUUCAGAUGGCUUAAUCCGGAUUAGCGGCCCCUUAAUGUUCUCUCCCCUGCCGUGCGUCUCUACGGGCUCCCGGCUUUUUAAAAUUCACCCCUCUUCUUCCUGAAGGCUGGACCUCUUUAGGCAUUGCCCUGAUGGAGAUGGCGUGGGACGGGCUGGACUUAGCCCAGUUAUAAAAGUUUGUUCGCUUUUUCCCCCCAAAGUGUUUGGGGCGUUGAAGAAGAGAGGAGAAACGCGUCGACCGAAGAAACGGCCCGACGAGUGCAUUGUGGAAGAGGAGCAAGUGGCUUUCUGGAGUCAGCCCCAAACGCUCGAUGUGGAGUUGCUAUGGAGGAAGAUUCUGGCAGCAUCAUUGUUCUGGAAGGUGAUGAGGAUGAAAGAAUCUACCCAAGAGAGGAUCCCCAUUACUGUUCGAUAUAUGGCAAAAGUUUUGGUGAUCAGUCGAGCCUAAUGGAUCAUGAGAGACCCAAAGCAACUGAGAAACGAUACAAGUGUGCUGACUGCGGGAAAGGCUUCAAGAAAAGAUCGGCCCUCCUCACCCACGACCGGACUCACACGGGAGAAAAACCCUACAAAUGCUCAGAUUGUGGGAACAGCUUCAGUAAUAAAUCUAGCCUGACAAGACAUAAGAGGAAGCACACCGGAGAAAAGCCGUUCUGCUGCUUAAACUGUGGGAAACGUUUCAGCCAGAGCUCAAGUUUAAUCAGGCAUAUGAGGAAUCACACAGGCCUGAGGCCAUAUAUUUGCUCAGACUGUGGCAAAAGCUUCAAGCAGAGCUCCAGUCUCCUGGUCCAUGGGAGAACCCACACAGGAGAGACCCCAUACAGUUGUUCCAUCUGUGGGAAACGCUUUUCCCAGAGCUCAAAUCUUGUGAAACACGAGAGGAUCCAUAGUGGAGAAAAGCCUUACAGAUGCUCAGACUGUGGGAACACCUUCAGUAACAAGUCUAGCCUCACUAGACAUAAGAGAAACCACACAGGGCAGAAACCAUACAAAUGCUCCCAGUGUGGGAAAAGGUUCAAACAAAGUUCAGGCCUUCUUAAGCAUGAGAGAAUCCAUACGCGGCCCAGCUUCUCUAAAUACUCUGAUCCUACCUUGGAUCCGGAUUCCAACCUGCCUGUACAUGAGAGAGACCAUGUUGGAGAGACUGUAUAAAUGGCUUGCUCUAUAAACUAAGUUUUAUUUGACAUCAGUAAAAGAGGAUAGGGUUCAAAUAAAGCUGUAUUUGAAUAGUAGCAGGAGAGUGUUGGUUCACAGAUAAACAAAGCCUGCAGAGUUUGUGACUCUGGUCUCAGCUGUAUGGCCCAACCCUCUUUUCUUGCUGCUGUGCAAACAGUACCCAAAGGGAAGAUGUUUGAGAUGUGGUGACGGAGUUUCCAGAGUUCGACAGUUUUUACCUGUGAAACAAUUCUCUUGGGGGAAGAGAGUUCUUGUAGAGACAAUUUAGUUGAUUAUUAAUCAAAACACCCCAUUGUAUGGGAAAGGGAAAUAUUAAAACCUGUCUCAAGACCUGCCCUGCCGUUAAGUGAAAUAGCAAAUGCAGGUUGGACGUUGUCAGCCCUACAAGGUAGACCAGACCAAGAAACAGACGCCACGUAGACCUAAAACUACUUUUAUU